GGCGUCCAUAACGAGCGUAUGAUAUUGACAUUUAACGCUGGGGAUGUCCAGGCUGGCUGUGGUGUUCGGGGGUUCGCGCGGCAUCGGGCGAGCAGUUUCUCAGCUGUUGGCACAGAGGGGUCACAGGAUUGUGCUGUUGUCUAGAAAUAAAGAGGGGGCACAGGCUACUGCUCAAUCCCUCCCUGGAGAAAACCAUUUGGGCCUAAGCUGCGACGUCUCAAAAGAAGAAGAGGUUCAGAAAGCAUUUGAGACCAUCAAUAAGACCUGUGGCACUGUAGCGUUCCUGGUCAAUGCGGCUGGCAUUAACAGAGAUGCACUGCUAUUGAGGAGUAAAUCUGAAGACAUGCUGUCUGUUUUGCACACUAACCUGCUGGGCUCCAUGCUCACAUGUAAGGCGGCUGUACGAAACAUGCUCAGUCACGGAGGAGCCGUUGUCAACAUUGGUUCAGUGGUGGGUGUGAAGGGUAACGCUGGUCAAUGUGUGUACAGUGCCAGUAAAGCUGGACUAGAGGGAUUCACUCGCUCACUGGCAAAGGAAGUGGCUUCCCGGAACAUACGAGUGAACUUGGUGGCUCCAGGAUUGAUUCACACAGACAUGACUGCAGGACUAGAGGAAGCAGCAGCGGUGAGGACCAUUCCAUUGGGCCGUUUUGGGGAACCUGCAGAAGUGGCCCAGGCUGUGCUUUUCCUCCUAGAGUCGCCUUAUAUCACAGGACAGAUUCUGCUGGUGGACGGAGGACUACAGCUACUGAUGUAAUGAUUCUAUGAGUCACUGAAGUAUUAAAGUGCAUAUUUUUGUUUUGGUGAUUAUACCUAAUAUCCCUAUUUAGGGAUAGAGUCAAAGCUGGAUAUUGUUAAUCUUCUUCUCAUCGCUCUGUGGAAUUCUGAGUCAUGUAAAACAUUGUGUAAGAGUAGUUUUGGACCAUCUGGAUUGGAUUAAUGUUAUUUUUAGUUCACUGGAGUUUUUGGGUUAUUGCUGCAUGUUCCAUACUUAAGAUAAUAGAGGUCACAGAUCAACCAGUGGAGGAUAUGACUCGUUUUGUGAUGUCAUUGCUAUUCUUAGCAUCCAUAUUUUAUUCAACUAUAACUGAUUUUAAAGUGGCCGGUUUGUGAAAGAUCAGAAAUAUACACAUUUUGUAAAAAUCAAGAAUGAAUUGUGUAAAAAAAAAAAAAAAGAUUCAAAGAUGAUUCCUUGGAUUUACAAUUUUUUUUUUACGUUAAAUGGUUGUAGACAAUUUAUUUGGGCUGCAUUUAAACAAACAAAUUAAGUUGAGGGCAUCAUGGUGACGCAGUGGGUAGCAUGAUCGCCUCACAGCAAAAAGGUUGCUGGUUCGAGCCCCGGCUGGAUCAGUUGGCAUUUCUGUGUGGAAUUUGCAUGGGUUUUCUCUGGGUGCUCUGGUUUCCCCCACAAGUCCAAAAACAUGUGGUACAGGUGAAUUAAAUAAACAAAAUUGGCCGUAAUGUAUGUGUGGGAAUGCAAUAGUGUAUAGGUGUUUCCCAUGUUGGGUUUCAGCUGGAAGGGCAUCCGCUGCGUAAAACAUAUGCAGGAUAAGUUGGCGGUUCAUUCCGCUGUGGCGACCCCUGAUUAAUAAAGGGACUAAACCAAAAAUGAAUGAAAAAUUGAGUAUUAUUAAAUUUAAUUUGUUUGUUUAAAUUCAACACAAAUAAAUAGUUUGCAACAGCUUUGCAGAUAAUUUUUUCAGUGUACAUUUUUAUCUCACUAUCCUAAGGAGGUCAGAACGUCACGAUUACAAAAUCUGAGUUUAAAACUGUAACUGUCACAACAAAAUAUGACAAGAUAAAUUGAGAACUACAAGAAACAUUCUGAAUUAA
Messenger RNA from Danio aesculapii, 1833 nucleotides. It is a transcript of the gene cbr4, whose product is annotated as carbonyl reductase 4. NCBI's taxonomy places the organism in Eukaryota, Metazoa, Chordata, Actinopteri, Cypriniformes, Danionidae. Gene Ontology annotation, molecular function: oxidoreductase activity, acting on the CH-OH group of donors, NAD or NADP as acceptor; quinone binding. Bases 44 to 757 code for a protein of 237 amino acids. Gene Ontology annotation, biological process: fatty acid biosynthetic process. The record is from RefSeq and is a predicted model, not a curated record. The transcript has 6 exons.